Messenger RNA from Xyrauchen texanus (razorback sucker), 2460 nucleotides. RefSeq names its product alpha-2,8-sialyltransferase 8F-like. NCBI's taxonomy places the organism in Eukaryota, Metazoa, Chordata, Actinopteri, Cypriniformes, Catostomidae. Gene Ontology annotation, biological process: N-glycan processing; oligosaccharide metabolic process. Gene Ontology annotation, molecular function: alpha-N-acetylneuraminate alpha-2,8-sialyltransferase activity. The record is from RefSeq and is a predicted model, not a curated record. Bases 259 to 1353 code for a protein of 364 amino acids. The transcript is spliced from 8 exons.
GUCGACGCACAAGAGCAGUUACGUCUAAAAGAAGGAAGAAAAGAAGAGUCAGGGAGGGAGAGGCAAGGCAGUGGGGAUGGGGCGGAGAAGUUGAGGGAGAAAACAUGCCGUAAAGGAAGAUAGCGGUAAAGAAACAGACAGGGUGCGCUCUUUUAACAGUCAUAAUAUAACGGGGAAGUCAGAGGAAGUCAGAGGAAGUCUUUGAAAAUGGCAACAUCUGCAUUUGAAUGAUAUUUUACGAGAGCGUGUGAGCACAUUAUGCGCUUGUUGCUUUUUGUCAUCACCUUGUGCUCUUUCUGCAGUGUGGCCUUCUGGAUUUUCCUCGUGAGCAAUAAUGUGAAUCCCCGUCCUUCAUCUAAGAUUCCACAAAAAGGCCCAGAUACUUCACUACCUUGCAAGGGAUGCAAAGACAGUGCGUUAAUUGCCAAAGCACUGGAGAGCUACUCAAAUGAAUGGAAUAAACAGGAGGCAAACUUUAAAACGUUCAGGUCAUUACUAAACAGCAAGUGCCAUGCUGUGUCCAAAGCUGUGGUCACACAGAAUAACACACCAGUGGGGUCAAAGAUUAUCUAUGACGGAGAGAAGAGAAAGGCACUGCAGGUGACACAAGCCCUGUUCAGCAUCUUAACUAAGGAACAACCCUUUGGAAAUGCAACUUGGGAGUCCUGUGCAGUGGUGGGCAAUGGAGGUAUUGUAGCCAAUAGCAGCUGUGGAGAGCAAAUUAAUUCAGCCCAGUUUGUCAUCAGAUGUAACCUUCCGCCACUGGGGAGCCAAUAUGAGCAAGAUGUGGGCAACAAAACAAACUUGGUGACUGCAAAUCCCAGCAUCCUCCACGAGAAGUACAGCGGACUGAUGGAGCGCCGUCGUCCAUUUGCGGAAAGCCUUCAUCCUUACGGACACGCAUUAUUGCUGCUACCUGCCUUCUCAUAUGGCCACAACACACCUGUAUCCCUGCGUGCCUUUUACACACUGGAGGACUUUGGCAAUGAUGGCCUGCUGCCUGUUUUCCUGAACCCGGAGUACUUGAGGGGACUGAAGAAGUUCUGGCGUGAGCGAGGCCUUAACUCAGUUCGUCUCAGCACAGGGCUCAUCAUGGCUAGUUUAGCAAUAGAGAUUUGCAAUAACGUCCAUUUGUAUGGCUUUUGGCCUUUCAAUAAACAUCCGCAUGACAAUCGAUCGAUCACCAACCAUUAUUACGAUGAUCGGGCGAGCAAGAAGAAUGUGCACUCCAUGCCGACUGAGUUUGAACAAUUACUGAAACUCCACAAGCAAGGUGUUGUUCGCAUACACCUGGGGGAGUGUCAGUCCACUCACAGGUUUUGUGAGAUGCACCAUUCCAUCGGACGGGUCUAAAGCACAAAGUUACUACACACAGUCUAUCGCUACAUGGUAAAUUAAUGUUUGUUCCGAGACUUUCUGGUAGAACCUGGCCACAUGGAAGAGUGAUGGGAAAGAAGCAGCUGUGCACACACACUUAAAAAAAUAUCAGAUAUGAACAUGGACAACAAAUUCAUCACAUGUUUUUAGUUACUUUGAGAUAAUCUUGCACACACGCAAAUAACUGCUGAAAACAAAUGUAAUUAAUUUAGCCUCUGCACUGUGAAGGAGUUUAAUUAAGAAAAUAAUUCCAGAUCAGCAUCCUCCAUAAACACCCUAAACACUCCUUUAGCUGUUUUGCCUUAGUCAGCUUUAAACAUGCUCACUAUAGGUGCUCCUCCAUGUCACACUAAUCACAAGUGCCAGUCUAUACUCUAGAACAUUUAUCAGUGGAAAUUAAUUUGAACUCAGGUGUGCUUGAUUAGCAGCACUGAAUUCUAAUUCUAGACCCAAAUCUCAGCCAGGAAAAACAGGGAUGUCUGAAUGUUUGAAAACAUGACAUCACAAUGGCUAUGUUCAGAAUGGAAUACUGCUUUACUACUUCUACUGCACAGUAUUAUACACUGUAUGCUAUCUGCUGUUUUGUUUUUAAAUACCAAGUGAAAAAGCAGACAAUAUUUCAUGAUACAUUUUUAGAACGGUAGUAUGCUACUUUUGUUUUUCAAAUCUAGUAAUAUAAUUUAAAACAAAAAUGUUAAACUUUUUGUAGUCUGUUUAAAUAAUGAGUCAAGAAAGAGAUGGUAAAUAUCACAACUGAUAUUAUUUCCAGUUCAUCUAUCACUAUGGAUAUGGAAGUAGUAGGCCAUCUGGGUAUUCCAUGCAUACAGAAAAUAUGCAUACUGUGCACAGUAUACAUACUAAUUAGUGCAGCAAUAAUAAGAGUAGUAUGUUAAUAUGCUAUUCCGGACAUAGACAGUGUGUGGAAAAAAAAUAGGAAUCUUAGGUGUGGUUUAGCUCCACUCAGGAGUGAGAAAACAGGAGGUGUAGAAACUUGAAUGUGCCAAUUUUGCAUGCUCUAAUCUGAGCAUGAAAGGGCAAAUUAAAUGAAUGAUUAAUAAUAAAAAAAAAAAUUUUUAGAAGAAA